AUGGCCAGCAUACAGAUAUGUUUAGCUCUAGGACUUCUUGCAUUUUUGUGGGCUGAAUUGGGUACUCAAAUCAAAUCAGAGGAACUACAGUGCAGGUUGAUGGCCAAGUUUAAUUUGUCUGGAUAUGUAGAUGCCAAAAAUCAUUCACUUGUUAUUGCAGGACUGUUUCCUAUCCAUUCCAGAAUCAUCCCAGUAGAUGAAGAUAUUUUGGAGCCAGUAUCACCCCUGUGUGAAGGGUUUAACUUCCGGGGUUUCCGAUGGAUGAAAACUAUGAUCCACACUAUCAAGGAAAUUAACGACAGGAAGGACAUUUUGCCCAACCACACUUUGGGCUAUCAGAUCUUUGAUUCCUGCUACACCAUCUCCAAAGCAAUGGAGUCAUCUUUGGUGUUUCUUACAGGGCAGGAAGAAUUCAAACCCAAUUUUAGAAACAGCACUGGAUCAACUCUGGCAGCUAUGGUUGGAGCAGGGGGCUCAUCCUUGUCAGUUGCUGCUUCAAGAAUUUUAGGGUUGUAUUACAUGCCUCAGGUGGGCUAUACUUCUUCCUGCUCAAUUCUUAGUGACAAAUUCCAAUUUCCAUCUUAUCUUCGUGUAGUACCCAGUGAUAAGAUCCAGUCUGAGGCCAUGGUGACUCUUAUCAAACACUUUGGUUGGGUCUGGGUAGGUGCUAUUGCAGCUGAUGAUGAUUAUGGAAAAUAUGGAGUAAAAACUUUUAAGGAAAAAAUGGAGAGUGCCAACCUCUGUGUUGCUUUCUCUGAAACCAUUCCAAAAGUCUACUCCAAUGAGAAAAUGCAGAAAGCUGUUGAUGCAGUAAAGACUUCCACUGCCAAAGUCAUUGUGCUUUAUACUUCUGAUAUUGACCUCAGUCCGUUUGUGCUGGAAGUGAUUCAUCAUAACAUAACUGACAGGACAUGGAUAGCCAGCGAAGCCUGGAUUACCUCAGCUCUCAUUGCAAAGCCUGAGUAUUUUCCCUAUUUUGGUGGAAGUAUUGGAUUUGCACUACCAAGAACUGUUAUACCAGGACUAAAAGAAUUUCUUUAUGAUGUCCACCCUAGCAAGGAUCCAAAUGAUGUCUUGACCAUUGAAUUCUGGCAAACUGCUUUUAACUGUACCUGGCCCAACAGCAGUGUGCCUUACAAUGUGGACCACAGAGUGAAUAUGACUGGUAAAGAAGACAGAUUAUAUGACAUGUCUGAUCAGCUCUGCACUGGAGAGGAGAAGCUGGAGGAUCUGAAAAAUACCUAUCUGGAUAUGAGUCAGCUAAGAAUCACAAACAAUGUCAAACAAGCUGUGUAUGCUAUAGCUCAUGCCCUGGAUCUCCUCAGCAGAUGUCAAGAAGGACAGGGACCAUUUGGUACAAAUAAGCAGUGUGCAUAUAUACCUACCUUUGAAUUCUGGCAGCUAAUGUACUAUAUGAAGGAAAUUAAAUUUAAAUCACAUGAGGAAAAAUGGGUAGUUCUGGAUGAUAAUGGAGAUUUGAAAUUUGGACACUAUGAUAUCCUAAACUGGCAAUUAAGUGAUAAGGGCGAAAUUUCCUUUGUGACAGUUGGGAGAUAUAAUUUCAGAACUCAAAUGUUUGAGCUCAUUAUUCCAACGAAUUCUACAAUAUUUUGGAACACUGAGUCAUCAAGGCGUCCAGAUUCAUUCUGCACACAAGUGUGUCCUCCAGGGACCCGGAAGGGGAUUCGCCAGGGGCAACCCAUAUGCUGCUUUGAUUGCAUCCCAUGUGCUGAUGGAUAUGUGUCAGAGAAACCAGGUCAAAGAGAAUGUGACCCAUGCAGUGAAGAUGACUGGUCCAAUGCAGAUAAGAGCAAGUGUGUGCCAAAGCUUGUGGAAUUCCUUGCUUAUGAGGAGGCCCUGGGGUUCACCCUUGUCAUCCUUUCCAUCUUUGGGGCACUUGUGGUCUUGGCAGUCACUGUUGUGUAUAUAAUCCACAGACACACUCCAUUGGUGAAAGCCAAUGACCGGGAGCUGAGCUUCCUCAUUCAGAUGUCUCUGGUUAUCACGGUGCUGUCAUCCAUGCUGUUCAUAGGCAAGCCAUCUAACUGGACCUGCAUGGCCCGCCAGGUCACUCUGGCACUGGGCUUUUGCCUUUGUCUGUCUUCCAUUCUUGGAAAGACUAUUUCACUCUUUUUUGCCUACAGGAUUUCCGUAUCCAAAACCCGACUUAUAUCUAUGCACCCUGUUAUUCGAAAAUUAAUUGUACUCAUCUGUGUUGUAGGGGAGAUUGGUGUGUGUGCAGCAUACUUGGUGUUGGAGCCUCCGAGCAUGUUCAAAAACAUUGAAAUUCAAAAUGUAAAGAUCAUCUUUGAAUGCAAUGAAGGUUCUAUAGAGUUUCUGUGCUCCAUAUUUGGGUUUGAUGUGCUUCUGGCUCUGCUGUGUUUUCUUACAACCUUUGUGGCUCGCCAGCUGCCAGAUAACUAUUAUGAAGGGAAAUGCAUCACUUUUGGGAUGCUGGUCUUCUUUAUUGUCUGGAUCUCUUUUGUCCCUGCUUACUUGAGCACCAAAGGCAAAUUCAAAGUGGCUGUGGAAAUAUUUGCCAUUUUGGCAUCCAGCUAUGGCUUGUUAGGCUGUCUAUUUCUUCCCAAGUGUUUCAUUAUCUUGCUGAGGCCAAAGAGGAACACUGAUGAAACUGUUGGUGGAAGAGUCCCCACUGUUGACAGGAGCAUCCAGCUGACCUCAGCUUCUGUGAGCAGUGAGCUUAACAACACCACAGUGUCCACUGUUCUGGAUGAGUAG
Messenger RNA from Arvicanthis niloticus (Nile rat), 2739 nucleotides. RefSeq names its product vomeronasal type-2 receptor 1. Gene Ontology annotation, molecular function: olfactory receptor activity; G protein-coupled receptor activity. Gene Ontology annotation, biological process: G protein-coupled receptor signaling pathway. The record is from RefSeq and is a predicted model, not a curated record. Gene Ontology annotation, cellular component: plasma membrane. Lineage: Eukaryota; Metazoa; Chordata; Mammalia; Rodentia; Muridae.